Molecule: messenger RNA, 1179 nt
Organism: Pipistrellus nathusii (Nathusius's pipistrelle)
Lineage: Eukaryota; Metazoa; Chordata; Mammalia; Chiroptera; Vespertilionidae
Source: the annotation of a GenBank genome assembly
AUGGCGGCCUCCUGUGUGUCCUGUGGUGCCGCGGUUUCCCGGCGGCUCCUUCUGCGGCCACCGCUUAGCCUGGCCCCGAGACAAGUCCUGUGGAAAGCCGCGGAGCUGCAGUCAGUUCCCGGGCCCCAGAUAUUGAGGCUAAAACAUGUCACAGUUGUAACAACAAAGAAAAAUGUUAAAGCCCCAAGACGUGAAACCUACACAGUGGAUUUCAUUAAAAAGCAGAUUGAGGAGUUCAACAUAGGGAAGAGACAUUUAGCCAACAUGAUGGGAGAAGAUCCAGAAACUUUUACGCAAGAGGAUAUUGAUAGAGCUAUUGCUUAUCUUUUCCCCAGUGGUUUGUUUGAGAAGCGAGCCAGACCAAUAAUGAAGCAUCCUGAACAGAUUUUUCCAAAACAGAAAGCAAUCCAGUGGGGAGAAGAUGGCCGUCCAUUUCAUUAUCUCUUUUAUACUGGCAAGCAGUCAUAUUACUCAUUAAUGCAUGACGCAUACGGAAAGAUACUCGAUAUAGAAAAACAUAAAAAUCAGUUGCAAGCCAAAGGUCUGUUUUCAGAAAAGAAUAAAACCAUAGACCUGAUUGGCAGCAGAUGGCUGAUUAAGGAAGAACUAGAAGAAAUGUUGGUGGAAAAACUGUCAGAUCAAGAUUACAGGCAGUUCGUGCAGCUGAUGGAAAGGUUGCUGCAGAGCGGCGCUGCUGAAGAAGAAUUUGUGCAGAGCUUCCGCCGGAGUGUCACUGUUCAAUCAAAGCAGCAGCCCAUCGAGCCCGUACAGCGUGACGCGCAGGGAAUGGCCUUCAGCACCAGCGAAGGUAAAAGAAAGAGUGCAAAAGCAGAGGCAGUUGUUUAUGAACAUGGAAGUGGAAGAAUAAAAGUUAAUGGCAUCGAUUACCUGCUUUACUUCCCUGUGUUACAGGACAGAGAACAGCUGAUGUUCCCUUUUCACUUCCUGGACCGACUGGGGAAGCACGAUGUGACCUGCACCGUCUCCGGGGGCGGCAGGUCGGCGCAGGCUGGAGCCAUCCGCUUGGCAGUGGCCAGAGCUUUGUGCAGUUUUGUCACCGAGGAGGAGGUGGAGUGGAUGAGACAAGCGGGACUGCUCACGUCCGAUCCGCGGGUCCGGGAGCGGAAGAAGCCGGGCCAGGAGGGGGCCCGCAGGAAGUUCACCUGGAAGAAGCGCUGA